AUGUCAGCUGUGAAAGAUGGUCAAUCCGAUUCUUUAAUGGGUAAAAUUUCAAUUAGAAGUAUAGUUAAUUAUUUGCUAUGGUCAGUAAUUAUACUAUAUGUUUUAUACAAGUUGCUUACUGGUCAUGGUUCUGAUAUAAACAUUGGUAAGUUCCUUUUGAAGACAUCUCCUUAUAUGUGGGCAAGUUUAGGUAUUAGUUUAUGUAUCGGUCUAAGUGUAAUUGGUGCUGCAUGGGGGAUUUUUAUUACAGGUUCUUCAAUUAUUGGUGCUGGUGUAAGAGCUCCAAGAAUCACAACUAAAAAUUUAAUAUCUAUUAUUUUUUGUGAAGUUGUGGCUAUCUAUGGUUUAAUCAUUGCCAUUAUUUUCUCUUCCAAGGCUUCUUUUGCUUCCGGUGAUGCUUUAGCUUCAAAAUCAAAUCUAUACACCGGCUAUUCAUUAUUUUGGGCAGGUUUAACCGUUGGUGUGUCUAACUUGAUUUGUGGUGUAGCUGUUGGUAUUACAGGUUCUACUGCAGCAAUUUCAGAUGCUGCUGAUCCUACACUAUUCGUUAAGAUCUUGGUCAUUGAAAUUUUUGGUUCCAUUUUAGGUUUACUAGGUCUGAUAGUGGGCCUAUUAAUGACCGAAAAGGCAGCAGAAUUCUCAUAA
This is a messenger RNA of Vanderwaltozyma polyspora DSM 70294, 645 nucleotides long. RefSeq names its product H(+)-transporting V0 sector ATPase subunit c'' (gene VMA16). The record is from RefSeq and is a predicted model, not a curated record. Gene Ontology annotation, cellular component: proton-transporting V-type ATPase, V0 domain. Gene Ontology annotation, molecular function: proton-transporting ATPase activity, rotational mechanism. The transcript has a single exon. Gene Ontology annotation, biological process: proton transmembrane transport. NCBI's taxonomy places the organism in Eukaryota, Fungi, Ascomycota, Saccharomycetes, Saccharomycetales, Saccharomycetaceae. The coding region runs from base 1 to 645 and encodes 214 amino acids.